Molecule: messenger RNA, 333 nt
Organism: Suillus subaureus
Lineage: Eukaryota; Fungi; Basidiomycota; Agaricomycetes; Boletales; Suillaceae
Exons: 2
Source: RefSeq, a predicted model, not a curated record
CACCUCACCAUCCUAGAACACAGUGCUUCUUCCUACCCAGAUGCCCCAGUCUUCAGAGUCCCCCAAUCUGAUCUAUUAACUGGUCAGGUACAUGAUUGGUCGUCAAUAACUUACUCCCAGUUCAAGCAUGACGUCAAAUUCACUGCUCAUUAUUGGCAUCAGGUGCUCAAGUCCGACAGUGUGUCAGAGAAUUCUGUUGUGGGUUUAUGGCUACCGGGAAUGGCAUAUCAGGAUGUUCUCCACAUUUAUGGCCUUUUGCAAGCUGGAUAUGUCCCUCAGCUCUUCAGUAUUCAUUUGCCAAAUCCUGACAUUGUGCUUGAACUGCUCACAAAG